AGCCGUUUUGGCUCGAGAAGAUAUUUUGUUCGAGGUGCCGCUUCAACCAAUGUCUUGAUUGCCAGUCGCAUAGCUUAUACAUCAUGGCAACACUCAGUGCGACCCAGAGGGUUGUGGAGGCAUAUCUCAUCAGUGUCGCACCAAGCACGCCGGCAUUUGGCUUCUGGACCCUGGUGCCGUGGAGCUCGCAGGAGAAGCCAGUCAACGUGUUCGCAUCUCCCAUCGCAAGAUGGAGAGUCGGAGUUGGAGAGUCGGAGUUGGAACGCAUCGCCCAGAUAGUGGAGCAGCACGAGGUCAUGUUGAUCGUAUCCGUAUACAGGACGAGGAAAGAGAAGAGGAACGUGACAGGCCUUCUGAACUAUCUCAGGGCGGCGCAUCCCGACGCGGUCGUCUUCCUGGUGCAGCUUCCAGAUCGGUUGGAUCCCGAGCUGACCAAGGCCGACCUUAGUAACUUGAUGAUGCGGCAUGACAGGCUCUACAGCUUUGGGGCGGAUGGCGUGCUGAUGGAGCUGGCAGGUGACCCGGGGGGGCUGCAACAUAGGAUAAGUUUGGAGCUCCAAGAGAACGCCGUUAUCCAGCUGCGCGUGCGGGAACAUAUCAGCACUUUGACCCAGGGAGUGCCCUCUGCCAUGCAGCUCAACGACAUGGAGGACGAGUUCUGUAAUUUGCUUUGGAAUGACAUCCCAGAUCUGCUGAUUCCCGAUUUCGCGCCUCUGGACGAGCGUCUUCUGGAAUGUGGGAGUCGGGUUGGGGAUUUCCAGCUCGUCCGCCCGUAUUCGGAUCACCAGCACGUGUGGUUGGCAGUGACCGGGCAGCAUGAAAACGUAGUGAUCAAAGUGUACGACAAGCGCAGCGUCACCGAUGCCAAGCAGGUGGAGAGCAUAUACCAGGAAUUCUGUUUAUUGAUGCACACGCUCGACCACCCACACGUCAUCCGUUGCGUAGGCAUGUUGCACAGCCAGCGUCGUGUGCAUUUGGUUCUCCAGUAUGGUGGAGACGUGUGCAUGGAGCAGUUGUUGUCGACCCAACCUGGGUACCGUUUGUCCAGGGACGACGCCUUGGAUUGCAGUACCCAGAUCGCCAGUGCUCUGUCCUACUGCCACGCCCAGGACGUCGUCCAUGGGCAAGUGUCUUUGAGCCACGUGGCUGUAGAGACAGCAUGGAAUGGGCACAUCUGCCGCCUUGUUGAUUUCAGCAUGGCAGCCCACGUUCCAAACUCCAGCGCAAGGGAGACCCUGUGCGGAUCUCUGCCGUGCGUGGCUCCAGAGGUGGCGCUGAACGAGCCGUACUUGCCUAAGCCAGCUGAUUGUUGGAGUCUUGGAGUGCUUCUCCUGGAGACCGCUUGCGGGCAGGGUUCCCUCAAGUUGUCAGUCCAGUGGCGCAGUGGCGAGUCCCUCGCAUACUCCGCGCGGCAAGUACUCCAGUUUUUCUCCCAUGCUGGUUGCCACACCGAGGCGAUGACGAAGAUGGGUAAUAACUCACUCGACGGCAUAACACUGGCGUGCUUGGAGGCGUUGUUGAAGCCCGAGCCGGCCCGCAGAGCAAGUGCCUCCGACAUGAUGGGGAUGCUAUCAACUGGGCGCACCGAGCAGACCGGUUUUGAUUAAUUCGUUGUUGUUUACCUUUGCACUUUGGGCGCGCGUGCAGGAGUGCAUGUAGCUCACAGUUUGUGCGCAGGCUUCCUGCGUCAAGCUUCUACCUCAGACGCCGCUGUCGGUCCAUCGGCGCCGUGGCGAGUCCUUCGCAUACGCCGCGCGGCAAGUACUCCAGCUUUUCUUCCGUACUGGUUGCCACAUCGAGUCAAUGACGAAGAUGGGUAAUAUCUCACUCGUCGGCGUAACACUGGCGUGCUUAUAGUGUUGAUUGAUUCGUUGUUGUUUACCUUUGCACUUUGGGCGCGCGUGCAGGAGUGCAUGUAGCUCACUUUAUGUGCGCAGGCUUCCUACGUCAAGUUUUCAACCUCAGACGCCGCUGUCGGUCCAGCGGCUCAGUGGCGAGUCCCUCGCAUACUCCGCGCGGCGAUGAUGAUCACGCGCAAUAACUCUCUCGACGGCGUAACACUGGCGUGCUUGGAGGCGUUGUUGAAGCCCGAGCCGGCCCGCAGAGCAAUUGCCUCCGACAUGAUAGGGAUGUGAUCUUCUGGGCGCAGCGAGCAGGCCAGUGUUGAUUGAUUCGUUGUUGUUUACCUUUGCAUUUUGGGCGCGCGUGCAGGAGUGCAUGUAGCUCACAGUUUGUGCGCAGGCUUCCUGCGUCAAGCUUCAACCUCAGACGCCGCUGUCGGUCCAGCGGCUCAGUGGCGAGUCCCUCGCAUACUCCGCGCGGCGAUGAUGAUCACGCGCAAUAACUCUCUCGACGGCAUAGCACUGGCGUGCUUGGAGGCGUUGUUGAAGUCCGAGCCGGCCCGCAGAGCAAUUGCCUCCGACAAGUAAGGGAUGUUACUUGCCAGGCGCAGCGAGCAGGCCAGUGUUGAUUGAUUCCAUGUUGGUUACCUUCGCACUUUGAGCGCGCGCGCGGCUCACAUUUUGUUCGCAGGUUUCCUGCGUCAAGCUUCUGCGCCGAUUACUUUCCAAAGUGGCAGGCUGUUUGCGAUUUGUUCAGCAAGUUUCAAUUUCCAAGCGGGGUCAGUACUCACGAGGCCUGAUACUAACAGCUAAAUUCUAGAUGCUUCGCGUAACCCCACCAGCUAACCCGUCGAUGGCGCUCCUGGCCUUAUCCUGUUAUCGCUCCCGCGCCAUUUUGACUGCGCCCCAACAUCGGUUGUAUGAACGUGAGUAUGAGUACGAGUACGAGUUUGAGUAUGAGUGAAGGGGGCCGUGAUGCUAAAUAGCGGUUGCGGGCGGCUGUGGGUGUUUUUGCCCUCUCCUCUUGUAGACCCUCUUAUGACGCUGCUCAGAUGUGUUUGCGUUUUCCCGAUGAAGGCCAGGAGGCCGACGGACAGUUGUAGAACCACCUUCCCAGCAGUUGGAUGCAGCUGGCAAGUUGGGGAGCUUGCCCCAGGGAUUGGGCAGUCAUUCGCUGACGCAAUCUCGUCUAGUGAGUCAGAUAUCCGAGUGUUGGUAAUUUUGAUUGUUGAACCGCCGGGAGAAAAAACUCUAUGCCGGCAUUGUUGCCGCUGUCUUUGUGCAUGGGCUGGGCGCCCCAAAAUCUUGAUGUUCGUGCAUGUUUAUACACACGUACAUGUAUGCAUAUGCACAGGUAUGCAAAGGUACACUUACAAAUGUCUACAUGUUCCAAAUGAUCGCUACGCAGCAUUGCUCUCCGCUCUUUCGUCCGCCGCCACAGCUUCCAUGCAGAAUUUGACGCGCAUCCGUGGAGCGGUGCCGUCUUCGAGAAGUUGCGGUUGGCAAACACUUGAGGCCGCUGGACAUCGUGUCGCGGGUCCACUUAUCGGCGCGCCUCCAGGACAGCAUCAUGUUGCUAACGGUUAGUUCAGCGUAAUACGCCUGGUGAGUAUCACCCGUCGCGCUACGGUCUUAAUAUACCGGAGGCAUUUUCGACAACCUGACGCGUUACAGCUUCAUGGCUCUGGCCAGGUCAUCGGGCGGCGGGUCGAGCAUAGUUGGCAACAUGUGUUAAUGUAUGUGUAUUUUGAGUAUGAGUGAGGGGGCCGUGAUGCUAAAUAGCGUUUGCGGGCGGCUGUGGGUGUUUUUGCCCUCUCCUCUUGUAGUUCCUCUUCUGACGCUGCUCAGUUGUGUUUGCGUUUUCCCGAUGAAGGCCAGGAGGCCGACGGACAGUUGUAGAGCCCCCUUCCCGGCAGUUGGAUGCAGCUUGGAAGCUGGGAAGCUGGGAAGCUUGCCCCAGGGAAUGGGCAGUCAUCGCUGACGCUAUCUCGCCUAGUGAGUCAGAUAUCCGAGUGUUGGUAUUUUUGUUAGUUGAGCCGUCGGGAGAAAAAACUCUAUGCCGGCAUUGUUGCCGCUGUCUUUGCACAUGGGCUGGGCGCCCCAAAAUCUUGAUGUUCGUGCAUGUU
Messenger RNA from Prorocentrum cordatum, 3967 nucleotides. The record is from the annotation of a GenBank genome assembly. NCBI's taxonomy places the organism in Eukaryota, Dinophyceae, Prorocentrales, Prorocentraceae.